Fulvia fulva is the source of this 2739-nucleotide messenger RNA. RefSeq lists its product as uncharacterized. NCBI's taxonomy places the organism in Eukaryota, Fungi, Ascomycota, Dothideomycetes, Mycosphaerellales, Mycosphaerellaceae. The coding region runs from base 1 to 2739 and encodes 912 amino acids. The transcript has a single exon. The record is from RefSeq and is a predicted model, not a curated record.
AUGAAGUCGACCAUGAACCCAUGGGGUGAUGAAUACUGUGUGCCUCCCUCUUCUCCGGACUUGACGGCGGCACCAGAUAAUCGAGAGGAGGAACGCGAGAAGUUGUGCCGCGAGGAGAUCGAGUCUGAGCGCACGUUCAACGAGAAGCGAGCAGCGAUGCCGCAGCUUAUUGAUGCAAGCGCAACCGAUAUCGCUAAAACUAAUGAGCGUGCCCUGUCAAAUCCAAGUCCGGCAGCAGGAGAAGCUUUCUACGACGCUUCCGAGAGAAUCGACGACCCUAAGGUCAAGAAGCUGGAAAGCGAGCUCGAGGACUGCCGAUGGUUGAUGAAGGAGAAAGACGAAUCGAUUGCUGACCUGAUCAGCCAUCUUGAUAACUGCCGUGACACCAUCAGCGAAUUGAAGGAAAAGGAAGAGGCAUCAGCCAACGAGCUAUCUUUCGUGCAAAAGCUCGCUGACAAGAGUCUGGAGAACGUGGGUACUCUUCGCGAUGACAUCGAAGAGUAUCGCGUAUUCGUCCAGAAUCGUGAGGCAGACCUGGCAUAUAUGGGGCAGUCUGUCGUGGAAAAGGAAGAGAAAAUCGAGGGCCUGGCGGCGCAGCUCUCCGAGAAGUCUGCUGCGUAUGAAAAGCUCGAGAAGACCAGCUUGGCGGGCAUUAAAUCUGUGUUGACGGAAGCAGAAAAGGCGCGAGCAGAAUUGAUCGACGAACACGCAAAGACUCUCAAGGAGAAGGAAGACCUUAUCCGACAGCUCGCAGAGAGAGUCAAGUUCCUGGUGUUCACCAACGGGGAGAAGUCCCAUCUACUCAGAGGCGAUUUAGCACGACUUCAUGCGGAUAACAUCAAGCAGGAAGGCGUCAUCGACAAGUACCGCAGCGACAUCGAUGACCUCCACCAGAAACUCGAGGCUCGCGACGACACUAUCAUCAAGCAGCAAAAGCAGCUCGAGGCCGCUUCCGAGCAGGCCAAGGAUCACGGGUCCCAAGUCGAAUCUUUGCAGGAAGCGAUCACACUCAGAGACUUCAAGAUCCAAUUGUUCAAGAUUGAGAAUGAGAACCUUGACAACGCACUCGCGUGUGAGCGCAAUAUCAUCAAUGAGCGCAACCAAGAGAUUGCAGACCUUCAGGAGCAGUCUGUUCUUGAUCGCGAGCGGGAUGAGUGGAGUAUUGCAGUCUUGCGACGUGUUGCCUUCGAGAGUAACAAUGAAAUGCAUGUCUCCGAAGCUGUGCGAGCCCUUGAGGCAAAGGACUUUCUGGACAGGAUGGAGCUUCUGCAGGGCGUCAUCAACGAUAAGAAUUACAAGCUGGAGCAGGCUCAUCGUGCGCACAAACAUGGUGUAAAACAGUUCCUGGAGCACAUCGAGCUUUUGCAGAAUAACAUCAACGACAAGGAUGCAGCGUUGAGAGAGAUGCGUGACGGACGCGAAAAUGAAGCCAAGAGUGCUCUUGAGACGCUCAAGACACUCAAGUUCGACAUCGAGGACAAGGACGCGCUGUUGCGCGAGAGCAGACGCGAGCAUAAGCAAGACACAGAGUUCCACACUGUGAAAAUCAUGACUCUGCACCGCGAGCUCUGGAGUAAGGACCAAGACAUGGAAAACCUGCAGAAGGUCCUACUCAAACGCGAGGAGGAGACAAUAAAGAUCGAGGUCAGAAUGUUGGAACAGAGCAAGCAACAGGAGCGCAUCAUCGCCGAGAAGAACACCGAGUUGGAGCAUACGCAAGCCGAGCGUGAGAAGGAAGCAAAGGAAGGCCUGGAGAGACUCGAGCUCAUCACUGCCAGCAAGGACGAGCUAUUGCAGAAAGCACACGUCGAACGCGAGACGGAAGCGAAGGAGGCCCUCAAGAGGCUUCAGCUCGUCAUCGCCGAAAGGGCCAAUCUCUUGAACCAGGCUCGCCUCGAGCGCGAAGAGGAAGCCGAAAAGGUCGAGAAGAAACUCCACCUCCUGACCAACAUCAUCAACGACAAAACCGCCCAGCUCUCCUCAGCAAACUACGACCUCAAAAUGACCACCAACGAGAACAAAUCCCUAGUAGCGGAAAAGAACGCCCAACUGGUAGAGCUCGCAAAGACGAAAAAGCACCUCCUCGACACCAUCAAGACUAUGACAGCCCGCUACAACGACCGCGCUCAGCUUGCCGGAAUCCAAAUCACCGAGCUCCAAGAAGAACUCAGAGCCCGCAAAGCCGAAAUCACAAAUAGUCUCCGCAUCAUCCAAUCCCUCCGAACCUCUAACGCGACUCUUGAGACAACCCUCGAAGCGCGUAAUCAGAAAUUCCAAAAAGCAUGGACCCUCAUCACAGAGCGACACGCGCGCCUCUGUCGUCUCAACAACGACAUGGCCACCGACGCAGAAGGCUGGGACCGCGUCGCCACCGACGAGGCCUUCACACUCGAACAAGUCCUCGAGGACGUGGACACUGUCGCAUAUGCCGAUACGCACUCUGUCGGCGAGGAGGAUCAGGAUGUGUAUUCCAUCUCCGGAUUCUCUGACGACGCAGACGGAAGCGAAAGCGAAAGUGAAAGCGAAAGCGAAGAUGAAGAUGAGCUCCCAACCUACGAGCAGAGCAUCGACGCGGACUGUGGUGGCGUGGUGAUCGAGUCACAGGAGGUAACGGGAGAGUCGGGACACGAGACGAAUCACGGCAGCACGAUUGAGCCGGAUGAUGUGGAGGAUUUGGAGAGUAAGGAAGAGGAAGGUGAUGAUUGGAGUGAUGUAGGCUCUCAGCUAUGCGCGGAGUGA